Messenger RNA from Ictalurus furcatus (blue catfish), 1176 nucleotides. It is a transcript of the gene il17d, whose product is annotated as interleukin 17d. Gene Ontology annotation, biological process: inflammatory response. The transcript is spliced from 2 exons. The coding region runs from base 315 to 896 and encodes 193 amino acids. NCBI's taxonomy places the organism in Eukaryota, Metazoa, Chordata, Actinopteri, Siluriformes, Ictaluridae. Gene Ontology annotation, molecular function: cytokine activity. Gene Ontology annotation, cellular component: extracellular region. The record is from RefSeq and is a predicted model, not a curated record.
CUGAGAGAACUUGGCACUGAAGGAACCUGGUGACGCGACUGACCGAAACUCACGGCAAUCUGGGAGUUUUCACAUAGCAAUACAAGUCCUGCUCCACUAAUUUCUCCAAAUAACGCGGGUAAAUUGAGGACUAUCUCGCUCUCUCUGAACCCUGCGAUUACUACAGUACUCGAGAAGAAACACUCGAGGCGCAAGAAACAUCGCCAGAACUUGAAGAAGCCACGCAAAUCAGAAAAUAGACAGUCUUAACUCUUGAAGGUUUACAGCAUAGCAGUGCUCUGGGUUGAUUUCGGAGUGUCGGAAAGAGCGGAAGCAUGCAUGGAGGAGAUUUUGUCGUGGCGCUGCUCCUGGCGGUGGUGGUCGUGGUGAGCUGUGCGGCUCGGGGAGGGAAGGCGAACCGGAGAGUGUGUGCAGAUCUUCCCGAGGAGAUUCUGGAGCAGAGGUUCGGUCGCCUUUCUGUCGGAGUGCUCAGCGCUUUCCAUCACACACUCCAACUCACAGCAGAGCCUCAGAACUUGAGCUGCCCAUCAGCUGGUGUCCUGCAGCCCGUCCAGAGAUCCAGCAUUCCUGUGAAUCUGCGAAGUCUUUCACCAUGGGCGUACAGAUUGAGACACGACCCAGCCCGUUAUCCGCGCUUUAUUCCGGAAGCGUAUUGCCUGUGUAAGGGCUGUCUGAUGGGACCGAGCGGUGAGGAGAGUGAGGAGUACCGCAGCGUUCCGGUGCUCGUGCCCACCGCCGUGCUGCGCCGCGCAGGCUCGUGCGUUGGAGGCCGCCGCUCCUACACCGAGAGCUACGAGUCCAUACCGGUGGGCUGCACAUGUAUCCCAGCACUAAAGCCCGAGAAGAGCACACGCAGAGCCGUCCAAAACUCCAACAGACGAAAAAAAAAGUCAUAAACUAAACCAUUACAACGCACAUGCUGCUCAAAGUGCACACAAAUGUUGUUGUUUUUUUUUUUAAAAAAAAAGGCUUGUUUUUGGUGGAACCUGGUGCGUUAUUGUGUAGCCAAGUUACCAGAACAUUUAUCACAAUGUUUUAUCCAUUAUAAUGCUGCUGAAAGAAUGAUCCAAUCAGAUCUGACUGCACUGUACAGCUGAUAUAAAUGAGUGUAGGCUUCCCUUGCAUGUUCUUGAUCAGAAUAACUUUGUCUACAUGCAUGCAUAUGAUUAAGCUCUU